CUAUAAAGGCUGAUCGUUAACUUGGAGAUAUUGGUGGAUUUUGAGUGAUGUGAGAUAUCGAGGGGUUGGAAGUGUACGAGAACAUGAUGGUGGAUGUCUCGGGCAGUCUGUGAAUCCUUGGGGCUAUGAACCAGCCCAGAAGACCACUCAAUGGGGUGUGGGAGGAACACUCAUUUAUUGAGGACGUUAGCCUCGCUGAGUUGAAUGAGCACGACUUGGAAUGAAUCGUCGUGAUCAGGAUCCGCUGCUGAGGCAGCACUGCAGUCGUCUUCUCCAACUUGCUGAAACCACUAACAUUAAACCUGGUCGAGGUAGUGGCAAGAGACGCACUCAGAAAGGCCAUGGAUUCUCCAGCAAUGUCGGCACUGGUGCUCGGAUUACACUCCAGGACAUCGUGAGAAAUGAUCCUGGUUAUACCCCUAAUAUUGAGCAUCUCGUAUUCCCGGAGCGCAAGGGAAGUAAUCCGAAUUUGUCUGGUAAGAGUAGCAAUUCAUCUGCUAAGAUCAAGACCACCAAUGCCACCGCAUCGACUGCCAAAUCUAGACUUGUGGAAGUGUUUGCACGUCCCUAUAUGCGAGGAUCUUCCCUCCAGGACUCAGUUAAUGCAAGGAAUAAUCAUUUCAAUAGUACUUCACUGGACAGUGGGAGUGGUGCUGUAACGGCAGGUCAUCAGCCAGGCUCAGGAUCAUCAAGGUUAUCGAGUCAACGUCGGUGGUUGUCUCAGACAUCUCAACAAUCGUCACGGCAGCAUUCAAAUGAGGAUGGGGGAAGCCACGUGGGCGUCAGCACUGGGACUACGACCUCAUCAUCAGUACAGCAACCUCGAAGAGUCAGUCCCGCGUCGGAUUCUACUGAGAUCGCGGACUCGACAUCCAAUUCGGUCCUCAGAAUCGAUCGCGAAAGAUCCGAUAGGAGUAACAUUUCAAUUCUUCACCUGCGAGGUGCAUCCUCAACAGACAGUUGGGAGGCGUCAAAAGCCUGUCGCGCUAGACCGACAGCCUACAAUCGUACGAGUUCAAUUCCCAACGCAAAACGUCACGAGCCAUCCCCAAAAGGCAGUGUAACAAGCAUCGUCAAUAUCUCAUCACCAGCAGCCCCUCGAAAUCACCACUGCCGCGAGGGAAAUCAUCGCCGUCGUGACGCCUCAAAUUCAUUCUUCACCGGUAGCAGCGGUACAUCCGGUGAAUUGUUCAUCAGUGGUGAAUGCAGCCGUGAAUUGUCUCCAGUGCGCUGGUGUGAUCGCGAAGUUGACGGUGUUUACCUGGGUAGAUCGGGAUGGGUGCAGGUACAGCAGAGAUCACUCGAUGAAAAUCGUAAAAGCAAUUACGAGGCCAAACAUCAAAAUCAAAUAACCAACACUAGUACAAGUGGAACAAUUCCACUGUCCCGACGUGCUGUCAAACUAUCCGACUACCACUGCACCAACAGCGAGCCAGGAAAAUGUCCAGACUACACCAGAAGCUUAACCCUGGACUCGACACCACGUCCCGACUUUUUGAAGCUACAGAGCGCUGAUUACGAACCACCGAGUGGUGGUACCUCACCCCACAGUAUCGAGUCAUUCUCUCCACCCUCAGUCACCCCUAUCAUCUCUCCCCCACCGGCCUUCCAGGAUGUGGCCAAAAAAACUCGUUCACGUAACACCGGUUACCCAAAAGCUCCAUUCCUCCCUCGAUCAAAUGCCAUUAUCGACAGCGAUGUUAUCAGUCCACCUGCCUCACCGCCCCCAAAAAAUUGGGGAUCGCAAACGAGAAAAGUUAGUGGAACACCAAUUAAACCGAGACCGAGGCGUCAAUCACAAAUGGCUAGUGGCAAUCAUCAGAAAUCAUUGGGACAGGACAAGUAUCGUUUGCUCUCGGCAAAAUCCCUUGAGGAUCAAUCCACCACCAGGAGAAUACAAUUUGCCCAGAGAUAUCGGGAGUCUUCCUCGUCUUCGUCCUCGUCCAUGGGUUUCAGGAGUCUCGAUAGCUUUGUCAGUCGCAGCACGAUGCCAAGACUUGCUGAGAACACUGACUCGUCGGUGGAGGGAUACGAGGAUGGGGAUGAGGAUGACAAUCCGGACUCAUCCUUGAAUCUUGGAGUGAAGUCUCCGAGCCCCCUCGAUUCAUCCCCAGACGGGAAGACUAUCAGUCAGGAGAGGCUGGGAAGGAAGCCCUUGAGGAAGUCCCCCGGGUCAUCCGAUGCAGGAAAAUUGUCCUUCGACUCGACCUCUUCGUCGUCGUCACCGUCUUCCUCAUCGACCAGUGGCACUGGCAGAUCACCCAACAGUUUCAAACGAUCAGGUCAGAAUCGGGGACAUCAGGGCUUCAGGAAUACACUGGGAUCACCAGAUUCUCUGCAGACCUCCAGAGUCAGGCGGUCCAAGAGCCUCCAACUGCCUGAAAAACGCUCGCCUGGAUCUCAUCAGGCCAGGGAACAUUUCAAUGAAGCUAAUAGAGUCGUUGUCAAAAUCACUGAUAAACCCGCGACAACUGAGAGGACUAGGAGAUAUCCCCUCACUGCUCGUAAGGCUCAGUCGACGGAGGAGGUGUUGAACAUGGAGCUUCUUCGAGAGGCAGAGGUGGUAACGGAGUAUCUGUACGGAACGAGAACUAGAGCACCUGCCAGGAGUCACGUACCGAGUCAUUUUGAUGACACGCAGGAGAGGCACGAGCCCCAUGACAUCUACUUCAUAUCGUCGAAACAACCCCGUCAGGACCGACGAGCCAAGAGUCUGCAACGUGGUGCUACCACCCCAAACACCACGACCCCAAUCAACGACAUCAGCAAAAUGCGGUGCAACACGAGUACUUGCAACUACUGGCCGCACUGUUCGGAGACUCUUUACUCUCCGAAUCAACCGCCCUUGAUGAAACUCUCCCAGAGCUAUCCGACGAAUCGAAGGGUCUCGACGGACAGCAUCAUAAGUCAGUCGAAGGAUCGAACGAGUGCUUCCUCAUCACCGGCGUCACUGGACGUCGUCGAUGAUCGCGAGGGUCGCAACACAGUCACUCGCAAGGAGAUGAAAAUCCCUAUGAAGCAAUCGCCAAAUUACGAGGGAACAACCCGGUGGGAGUACAGGAAUGCUCGUGCAUCACCGGAAGUACUUAAGAACCCUUCGGCGAAUGGAACUUCAUCCGUCACCACGUCCUCCUCGUCGAGCAGUGAUGUAUGGAUAACAACGUCUGACAGAACGGUCACCAAGAGCCCGAAAAAUCCCAAGAGCAGUGGAGGCUCAACACCCAUGGAGGACACCAUUGUAGAAAAAUGUAGUGAUGCUGUUGGAGAUAAGGAGCACGCACGCCCCGGAAGUGCUCCCUCCAAACGGGAAAUAUCACCGGAAGCCCAGGGUACUCUCGAACCCCAUCAGAGAUCCUCUUCUCUUCCCAAGUCUUUUCUCACACUUGAGUCGGCAAUCGAAGGGGAAACGAGUCUACAGACGACGACCGCAACUUGGCACAGGAAUGACGGCUCUAGGAGGUCAACACCUAGCCCUAAUACUCUUCAUCCUGAUGCACCAUCUUCACCGCGAACUGCUCCUGGUUCUCCUUCACCUGGACACCAAUCAAUCCCUCGGAAUAUGGAGAGAAGACGUGGUACCGAGAUUAAUCGCACCCAGCGACGGAUCAAGGCCUCCAGCACGCCAACACUGCUCGAUCCUGAUGAAAGUCGACAGUGGUCGAUAGACGAUGGGCAUCAGUCCCACGAGGAGACACCCAGGAGACGAGAGCUGAGCACAGAGCAUCCCCUGGUGGAGGCAACAAUUCCCCUCGUUCGACACCCAAGACUCCAAGAUGCCACUGGCUCCUCCAACUCCCAGAGUACCGAGACCCCCAGCUAUCGCUCUCGUGACAAUUCCCAGCAGGAAAGUGUCCUUCAGAAAUUUCGCAAGAGUUUUUCCCUUCGAUUUCACAAACGAGGGAGCAAGGAGGGAAGCACCGAUGGCGAUGGCCAAUCAAUUCCCCAACAUCCACCAGCACUACCUCCUGAUGAUGAUGCCGACUCUGCGUUGCGGGGCCUGAGUAUCGAGGGGGACCGAGAGAAUGAAAUUCCUGAGUUCCAACAGCCCCAGCAUAAAGAGGAGUUCGGAGGGGAUCAAAAAUUUCGAUUUGGACCCCUCGUGUGGCGUUCGAGUAAAGAACGAAAAAAACACAAUAAGGCAGCUCGCAAUGCCAAAUGCAACAGUGGAGACAGUGGUAUUCAAAUUGAGAUGGUAUCUGGCGGAGCAUCGACUGGGGGCUGUGGAGGCGGAACGAACAUUGGCGAUAGUUCAGAGUCGCACGACACCGAUCCGCCGGAUGAGACCGACAGUCCGCCGACAUUACGGCGUCGAGUCAAUGAAAAAUAUCGACCCCAGUCAGAGCUCAUCAACCAGAUACUCAUCGACAAGUUAAAGGCGGACUUGCAGCAGACUCGGGGCACUCGUCACUACAACGUGCGUCGUACAAACAGCGAUCUAGGUGGUCAGAGACUUCUCCAGUGGGACACACGUGGGUACAGCACGGCCCUCCAGUACAGACGAAUGCUAUCAACCCCGUCUCCCAUAAAGACACGACCACCAAGGCUCAGUCCGAGACAUUCCUCCCACGACAUCGUUACGCUCAGAAGUAACGCAAAAGGGAGAAACUCUCGAACGAAUCUGAGACGUUCGCUGAGUCAGCCACUGGGAAUAAAUCAACUGUCACCACUCAUGCGCACCAAAACUGCAGGUGCGAGAUUUCCCGGUGGUCAUGUCCUAUCAGAGGACGAACACGAUCUGAGGUGUGGAGGAAGCGGUGGUAUUGGUAUUGGUACGUCUGAUGACGAGAUGAUGUCGGAUUCUGAGUCAUCGAUUGCCUCUCUGACGGAGAGGAAGAAGUCUUUUGAGCAAGCCAUGGAUGAAGAGUUAGCGAUACUUGCGGAGGCUGUGUGGGAUCAUGUGGCUAUUGAGCCUGAAGAGCUUGCAUUCCGGGCUGGGGAUCUUAUUGAUGUGCUUGACACACUUGAUAAGGAUUGGUGGUGGGGCAGUUGCCGAGGUGAACAUGGAUGGUUUCCCGCCGCAUUCGUCAGGUUACGAGUCAGCCAAGACGAGACGGUGGAAGAUCGUCUGGCGGCGAUGGUGUCAGGUACUGAUUCUACUCAAUCACGCAGACGAGCGAGCAUCUCGUUGCUGUCGAAUGAACAAGUGAGGAGCAGUGUUGUACGUGAACUCGUUCAAACUGAAAGAGACUUCGUUAAAGUCUUGAGGGAUGUGGCAGAGGGGUACGUCGCCGAAUGUCGCAGGAGAGUGGAUAUGUUUACUGAGGAGCAGAUCGACACGAUAUUCAUCAAUAUCGAGGAUCUCCUGGAGUUCCAGUCAGAGUUCCUGAAGGAUCUCGAGGCGAGAAUCGACUGGAAUGCGCCCUACAAAAGCUGUGUAGCUGAAUGUUUUCUUAUCCAUAGAAAUGGUUUUCGUAUGUACUCGGAGUACUGCAACAGUCACCCGAUGGCGAUGGUAACUCUGCAGGAGCUCUACCGACACAACCGUUACAGUAAAUUUUUCGAGGCCUGUCGAUUGAUGCGCGGUCUCAUCGAGAUCCCCCUGGACGGUUAUCUACUGACACCCGUCCAGAGGAUCUGCAAGUAUCCCCUGCAGCUGGCUGAACUCCUCAAGUAUACAAAAACCGAUCACCCAGAUUAUCACAAGAUACGAGAGGCCCUCGAUGCUAUGCGAGCAGUGGCUGUCCUGAUAAACGAGAGGAAGAGGCGGAUGGAGAGCCUCGAGAAACUCGCUGCUUGGCAACUGCGACUAGAAGGAUGGGAGGGCGAAGACCUCAUCGAGGUGUCCUCACAAUUGAUCUACCAGGGUGAUGCUGUAAGAGUUACGACUGGAAUGUGGACAAACAACAUAACUUUAUUCUUGUUUGACCACCAGCUGGUUUAUUGCAAGAAGGAUAUAUUGAAGCGCGAUACGUAUAUUUAUAAGGGACGAAUUUAUCUCGAUACUAGUGAAGUCAUUGAUGUGCCUGAUGGAAAAGAUCACCAAUUGGGAGUGACGGUGAGACACUGUCUGAAAGUGUACAGCUGCGUGCGAGAUAAGUGGCUGCUGUUCUGCUGCAGAUCAGCUGAGGAGAAGCGAAAAUGGUUAUCAGCGAUGGCAGAAGAGCGUCGUCUAGUAGAACAGGAUCGUAACGAAGGCCUGGAGUUUCCAGCAGCGGCUCGUCAACUAGCACGUCUGGCAGCAACAAGACAACAGCGUUGCCGACCACCAAUAAAGCCCCGCAAUAAAACUUACAAGCACGAGGCAUACGAGAUGCCAGUAUUCCAAGCAAACUCGUCCAAUUCUCUCGGUCGAAAAGUUGGCACAUGGUUCACAUUUGGCAAUAAAAAAGGUACGAGAAUGCGACCAUCCUGAGCCAGGCCCACCUUCGUGCCCUACAUCGACUUGUGAUUGAGUUAUUAAUAUUAAAUAAAUGGCACGGAGGUGGCUAUUUCCCCACUGAAUAUAUUUAAAAAAAAAAUAUCUGAACAAUUGUCAGACCCAGCAAAUUGUAGACGUAUGAGCACAAUUGUUGAUUAUUAAAUUGAAUAGUCAUAAAAAUUAGUCUGAGAAACAACUCGAAUGCAACGACAUCAACCAACGCCAAAGCCGCUUAAGAAUUUUCAAGAGUCUGUAGAACUAGCCACUUCGUUUGUAGAUGACAGUAAUUUUAGUCGAGCAAACGUUAUGACAAUAGAGACGUCGAGGCGGUACCUUUGUAGCUCCAUUAGCUAUUUUAGUAUACUGAUUGUAAGCGAAUACAUUAAUGGUUGUACUUAAUAUAACAUAAUCAGAUUAAUGGGAAUAUAACGUCAACGAAAUGAAACGCGUUUUAACGAAAGAACUUCCAACGUUUACAUCUUUCAAAGACUGAGGGCAAAGUUGAAGGAUUACGAUAGGAAGAUUCAAGUGAGGAGCUAUUCCAUCCUAACUAUCGACUGCCUGUUACUUCUGCGCAAUAAUAGUGCACCGAAUAUUAUUAUGAAUUAGUGAUGAUGAGUGGGAGAGGCACUGUCGCACCUUCUAAUGAUCACAGCACUUCAUGAUCUUUUUGGAGGGGAUUUCGAGUGCAUUGGGAAGUUUUUGAUAAUGAGCUGAUAAUGUUCGGGAGAAAGUCAAUCUGUCACUGCCAGUUUUAAAGAAUCAUUUGGAUGGAGACGGACUGGUGAUUGAGGGGAAUCGGUGAGUGGGUGGAGUUUAUUAUUUUAAAGCACAUUAUAUUUUCUAUAGAGGUUGUGAACGAUUGUUAAAAUAUCGUGGGUUAUCGAGCAUCUUGGAUAUUCCUAAAUAGACACGCACAUCUUUUUACGAGAAUAUAAGGGACUAUAUUAUGACGUAAAGGUUUGGGAGCUGAUGUCGCUCAUGUAGCGGUGGAAAAAUUCUGGACGAGCAGUGAAUUUUCUCGUUUUCUUCAGGAUAAGGAUUAGUAGAUGAGGAGAUGACAAUAUAAAUUGAUUGGGUAGUGAAUUUUUUCUUAUCGAGUAAGAAGUGUAUAAAUAGGAUUUAAUCGUGGGAACAGGAGUUAAAUGCGUACAAUAUUUGUUGGCUGAACACAACUCUUUUCAGAGUUAUUUUUAUAGAUGAAAUUGUUGUACGAUUUAAUGUGGGGGGACCUCUUCGGGUUUUUGAGUGAAAUUUUUGUCUCGAUAGGGAGGAAAAUUCAGGAUUUAUUUUUUGGCAUUUGAUUAUCAUUUUUGUCUGAUGGGAUGAUUUCAUCCAAAGACCCGAUGGAGAGGAUUCGAUCCUCAGAAUGAGAAUUAUUUAUUGUGGGAGAUACUGAUAAUCCCAGUUAUGAUUAUUAUAUCGUAAAAUUAGAAUCCAUCAGUCCAAAAAUUAGAGGGGAUCGAAUAUUCCCGCAUAUCUUGUUUGGAAAUCGGAAAUCACAGGAAAAAUAGUAGAAAUUAGAGGAAUUAGAAUGGAAAUUAUAACUAUUGACAGGACCUAAUGAGUUAUUCCUGGAAUGCACAUGUGCAUUUCUGUGUACAUAUUGGUUAAAUGUAUUGGAUAGUUGUAAAUAAAAAUGUAGUGAUGCAGUAGUGACGUAGGUGUGACAGUCUACUUAUGUUCUCCGACUGUUUUGUUCCAUAUGCUGUUGAGACAAAGUUAUUGUUUGUCCGGAUAAUUUAUGUAUACAUGUGGAAUGGAGAAUUUGUUCGAUUGUUUUCCCUUAUGGUGUACAGUUUAAUCAUUUGAACAUGGCAUUACUAUUGUUAAAAGAUGAUUGUUUUCAUAUUGGAGAGGAAAAUAUAUAUGAUAUAUAUUUACACACAGGCACACAUGAUAUACUGAGUUACACAUGUGUAAAUAAACAUUUUAUAAUUCAA
Messenger RNA from Fopius arisanus, 8301 nucleotides. RefSeq names its product Rho guanine nucleotide exchange factor 3 (gene RhoGEF3). The record is from RefSeq and is a predicted model, not a curated record. The transcript is spliced from 18 exons. Bases 221 to 6352 code for a protein of 2043 amino acids. Gene Ontology annotation, biological process: intracellular signal transduction. Gene Ontology annotation, molecular function: guanyl-nucleotide exchange factor activity; protein binding. NCBI's taxonomy places the organism in Eukaryota, Metazoa, Arthropoda, Insecta, Hymenoptera, Braconidae. Gene Ontology annotation, cellular component: cytosol.